AUGCCUCGCAACCCGCGUAGGGGAGGUUCUAAAGAGCAACGAUGGGUGGAGAAGCCUAAACCCAAUAACCGGUCUACCCCAUCAUCGGCGACGGGAGGUUUCUCAAAUGCAGACAGUGAAGCUGUUGCUGACCGGCGUAACACUUUGAGUGUUGCAGAAAACAGCAAAGAGCAUCAUGUUGUGUCAGUACCACCAUCCAUACAGUUUGGGAGCAUUGGUAUGUCAAGUCAUGCACCUGUUCACGGACAGAAAGCCCCAUGGAAACCUAGGUCAUAUGGAACAGUAGCUGAGAAAACUCCGGCUGAUCAGGCGAAAGUCCUCGACCAUGGAUCUGGAACGAGGCCCGUCCAGAAAAGUAAAGUUGAUAUGAAUGAAUUGUUUAGUGGUAAACUAUUGGAGAAUUUCACGGUGGACAACUCGACAUACUCGCGAGCCCAAGUUAGAGCAACUUUUUAUCCGAAGUUCGAGAAUGAGAAGUCUGAUCAAGAGGUUAGAACAAGGAUGAUAGAGAUGGUAUCCAAAGGCUUGGCUACAUUGGAGGUUUCACUCAAGCACUCUGGAUCACUUUUCAUGUACGCUGGACAUGAAGGAGGAGCAUAUGCAAAGAACAGCUAUGGAAAUAUUUACUCUGCUGUUGGGGUGUUUGUACUUGGACGGAUGUUCCGUGAAGCAUGGGGUUCACAAGCCCUCAGGAAGCAAGCUGAAUUCAAUGACUUCCUUGAGCGUAAUCGCAUGUGCAUAUCCAUGGAGCUGGUUACAGCAGUACUGGGAGAUCAUGGACAACGUCCUCGUGAAGAUUAUGUUGUUGUGACUGCAAUCACAGAAUUGGGCUGUGGAAAACCAAAAUUCUAUUCCACUCCUGAGAUUAUCGCCUUUUGCAGAAAAUGGCGUCUACCAACCAAUCAUGUGUGGUUAUUCUCAACAAGGAAGUCGGCAGCAUCAUUUUUUGCUGCUUAUGAUGCUCUCUGUGAGGAAGGAAUAGCCUCUUCUGUAUGUAAGGCACUUGAUGAAGUUGCAGAUAUAUCUGUACCCGGAUCGAAAGAUCAUAUAAAGGUGCAGGGUGAAAUCUUGGAAGGUCUGGUGGCUCGGAUUGUGAGCCGCGAUAGCUCAGAACAUUUGGAGCAGGUUUUACGGGACUAUCCUCUGCCGCCACCAAUGGAGGGAGCUGAGUCAGGAUCCAGCUUGCGGGAAAUAUGCGCUGCGAAUAGAACCGAUGAGAAGCAGCAAAUAAAGGCACUUCUCGAUAGCGUUGGUACCUCUUUUUGUCCAAAUCAUGCCGAUUGGUUUGGGACUGGAGCAUCUGAAGGCCAUUCGAGAAAUGCAGAUAAAUCGGUUGUGUCAAAAUUUCUUCAAGCACGCCCUGCAGAUUAUUCCACGACAAAAGUACAGGAAAUGAUUCGUCUGAUGAAGGAAAAGCGCUAUCCUGCUACUUUUAAGUGUUAUCACAACUUUCACAAAAUCAACUCUCUGGCAAGUGAUGAUCUUCAUUUUAAGAUGGUUAUUCAUGUUCAUGCUGAUUCUGCUUUUAGACGGUACCAGAAAGAGAUGAGGCACAACCCAGGACUUUGGCCACUAUAUCGAGGGUUUUUUGUGGACCUGAACUUAUUCAAGGAUACUAAGGAGAGAACAGCGGAGUUCUCCUCGGAAAUCAAUGUGGGUGGUGGCACAAAUGGUGCUUCUGCCCAAGACGGUUUAGCUGAUGAAGAUGCCAAUUUGAUGAUCAAGUUGAAGUUCCUCACAUAUAAGUUAAGGACUUUCUUGAUUCGGAAUGGCUUGCCAGUUCUUUUUAAACAAGGUCCAGCUGCUUAUAAGGCCUACUACCUUAGGCAAAUGCAGAAAUGGAAUACUUCAACUGCCAAACAAAGAGAGCUGACCAAGAUGCUGGAUGAAUGGGCUGUAUUUAUUCGUAGAAAAUAUGGAAACAAGCAGCUCUCUUCCUCUACAUACCUUAGUGAAGUUGAGCCAUUCCUUGAACAGUAUGCUAAGCGCAGCCCACAAAAUCAGACUCUGAUAGGAUCUGCUGGAAGUUUGGUGAGAUCUGAAGAUUUUAUGGCCCUUAUUGAUGGAGGCAGAGACGAAGAGGGUGAUCUUGAGAAAGAUAUGGCCUCAACUCCAACUACCAUAGUGAAGGAAGCUAUCAGGAAGGAUGAAGGACUCAUUGUUUUCUUUCCAGGAAUUCCUGGUUGUGCUAAGUCUGCCCUUUGUAAAGAACUACUGAGUGCUCCUGGAGGACUUGGUGAUGAUCGUCCAGUCCGUACUUUGAUGGGUGAUCUUAUCAAAGGAAGAUAUUGGCCAAGGGUUGCUGAAGAGCGUCGCAAGAAGCCGUAUUCUAUUCUGCUUGCUGACAAGAAUGCUCCAAAUGAAGAUGUUUGGAAACAGAUUGAGAACAUGUGUCGUAGCACAAAAUCGUCUGCAGUACCAGUUGUACCAGAUUCAGAAGGGACUGAAUCGAAUGCAUUUUCUCUUGAUGCCCUUGCUGUAUUCAUUUACAGAGUGCUUCAUCGCGUUAAUCAUCCGGGAAAUCUUGACAAGUCUUCUCCAAAUGCUGGAUAUGUGUUGUUAAUGUUCUACCACCUAUAUGAUGGCAAGAACCGCAAAGAGUUUGAGGCUGAUCUAAUAGAUCGUUUUGGCUCACUUGUGAAGAUGCCUUUAUUGGAAAGCAACAGGCCUCCUCUACCUGAAUCUGUGAAGUCUGUUUUGGAUGAAGGAAUAAAUCUAUACAACCUUCAUUCAACAAGGCAUGGAAGAAUGGAGCCAACUAAAGGCACAUACGCAAAGGAGUGGGCCAAAUGGGAGAAGAAAAUGCGUGAGACUUUACUUGGGAAUGCCGAAUAUCUCAAUUCUAUUCAGGUGCCAUUUGAAUCUGCCGUUGAGAGUGUUCGCAAACAACUUAAAGCAAUUGCUAAGGGAGAGUAUACAGUGCCUAGUACCGAAAAGCGGAAGUUUGGGACCAUUGUCUUUGCCGCUGUCAGUCUGCCGGUUUCAGACAUCCUAGGUUUCUUAUCCGAUGUUAGUAGCUUUGAGGAGCACGGUUUUGGUUUUCUGACUUUAACUGAUCUCACAUUUUUACUUGAUCAGUUAGGUCAGAAGGAUCCUAGAGUUGAAGGGUUUCUCAAGGACAAGAACUUGAAAACCAUCCUCACGAAAGCCCAUUUGACCUUGGCCCAUAAGCGAAGUCAUGGUGUGACUGCUGUAGCUAGUUACGGCCUGUAUGUCAACCAAAAUGUACCCGUUAAGGUGGUUGCACUAUUAUUCUCAGAUAAAUUGGCAGCUUUGGAGGCCGAUCCAGGUGUGGUUGAUGGGGAGAAAAUAACUUCGAAAAACGAGUGGCCACAUGUGACGCUAUGGACUGCCCAAGGAGUUGCACCUAAAGAAGCUAAUACGUUGCCUCAGUUGUUUGCUGAAGGGAAAGCUGUUCGAGUCGAGCUUGAACCACCUGUCACUAUAACUGGAGUUUUGGAAUUCUUCUGA
Messenger RNA from Striga hermonthica, 3471 nucleotides. Lineage: Eukaryota; Viridiplantae; Streptophyta; Magnoliopsida; Lamiales; Orobanchaceae. The record is from the annotation of a GenBank genome assembly.